ACGAUAUAAAGAUAAACACGUCCGUUUAUUAUCCAUGUACCAGACUAGUACCUAAAAAAAAACCUUGAAACGCAUUAUCUGUUCAACAGAGUAAGAUUUUUGUAAACCGUCUAACCGAACAGUCUUGUGAUGGAUUUAAUCAUUAUCUUGGAAUAGGUUUAUUUUUAGUAAAUGUCGCUAACAUUAGAAGAUAAGCAGCUAGUCACGUAACAUUAAGAAUUCCAGUAACCGUCUAAAGCUCUUAAUAACGUUAUUUAAUGUGACUUAAUUUCGCUGUUAGUACGAUUUUAUGUUCAUUUAAACGGCUGUCGUGAUAUUUAAGGUAUCAGCGAGAUGGUUAAACACCCAUGACUAUUUGUUAUCAGCCUUAUUGUAAAAUGGCGUGUAUCGACAAGCAUGAUUUCGAGGAUGUGUUGCAACAUAGGAAAAGGUACAACAUGGCAACACUGAUUUGCUUUCAGGAAGUGGAGCCAUGAAUGGCCCGGAGCGCCCAUUGAAUGAGUUUUGUAGCGGUGUACAACUCCUAGUCAACAAUUUUUCUUUUUAAUUGCAAAAAUGCCUGGAAUGGUGGUUUUCGGUCGUCGGUGGGGGAUCGCCAGUGAUGAUCUUGUUUUCCCUGGAGCAUUCGAGCUGUUCCUCCGCGUACUUUGGUGGCUGGGCACCAUCAUCCUGUACACUUAUCACAAGGGUCAUUUUGAUUGUAACGGGAAUGGGGUGCUUCACAUCUAUCUGAUUGGAUUGUUGGUGGUGUUGGCACUCAUCAUCCUGUCUCUAUGUGCCAUUGUGUAUGUCAGCGCUCAAGGUACUAUAACAAACCCGGGGUCACGACGCUCCAUGCCAACGCUGGUGUACCUGCGAGCUCUCCUGUACCUACCAGAGCUGGUGUGGGCCUCUCUGGGGGCCGUGUGGGUAUCUGAUGAUGGUAAAGGUUGCGACCCGGCGACGGUUGGGGUCGUCAUCGCGGCAGUCGUCGCCAGUUGGAUCAUCCUGCUCUUCACUGCUCUGGGUGUCAUAUUUGUCUUCGACCCACUGGGCGAUCCUCGGCCUUCCGGUGCUCCCACGGAGCCACUGGGUGUGCGACACUUAGAGAGCAGCGGAGGAACUCAGUUCCUUUCCACAGCACGCUCACUAGCCGUCAAGGUGUGGGAGAGCAGGCUGCGACUUUUGUGCUGCUGCCUGCCGCAGGAUGAAAGCAACAGAGCGGCGUUCUCCAGCAUCUCACAGCUUGUCAGCGGAUUCUUCUCUGACACUGACUUGGUUCCCAGUGACAUUGCUGCUGGUUUGGCUUUGCUGCAUCAAGAACAGGACAAGCUGGAGAGGAGCAGAGAUCCAGAUGGCGUUUUAGAUCACAGUCCAUCCUCUCCCAUUGAAGAAGACCUGGAGUCAGAGUUGGAGCACUCUGUCCAUUUAAUGCAGUUUGCCGCUGCAGCUUAUGGUUGGCCUUUGUAUAUUUACUCCAACUUUCUCACUGGACCCUGCAAGCUUUGCGGAGACUGCUGUAGGAGUCGCCCCGGCGAGUAUGACAUUGUUGGGGGAGACCACCUCGGCUGUCAUUUUUCUUCCAUUCUGCAAAGCACCGGAUUGCAUUACAGAGAUUUCAUCCACGUCAGUUUCCACAACCAGAUCUACGAGAUCCCAUUCUUUGUCUCUCUGGAUCAUAAGCGGGAAUUCAUUAUUGUUGCUGUCAGAGGAACCCUGUCAUUAAAGGAUGUCCUGACAGACCUUUCUGCUGAAUGUGAGAACCUGCCCAUGGAUGGUGUGACCGGCGCCUGCUACGCUCACAAGGGCAUCAGCCAGGCGGCAUCUUACAUAUAUAAGAAACUGGUCAAUGACGGAAUCCUGAACCAAGCAUUCACUGUUGUGCCAGAGUACAAACUGGUCAUUACGGGUCACAGCCUGGGUGCAGGCGCCGCUGCAGUGCUGGCCAUCCUAUUGCGCAGCUCCUUCCCCACGCUGAAGUGCUACGCAUUUUCUCCACCAGGGGGACUUCUGAGCAAAGCCUUAGCUGAUUACUCCAAGGACUUUGUGGUGUCUGUUGUACUGGGAAAAGACUUGGUUCCACGAUUGAGCCUUCCCAAUAUGGAGGAUCUAAAAAGAAAAAUACUGAAGAUUGUUUCAAAUUGCAAUAAACCUAAAUACCGUAUCCUUUUGCAAGGAUGCUGGUACGAACUGUUUGGAGGAGAUCCAGAUGACUUUCCUUCCGAAAUGGAGAACAGAAGGGAGCAGGAGCUCAGUCAGCCCUUGCUCGGCGAAGAAUCGCUUUUGAUCCGCAACUCGUCGUCCUAUCAAAGCCUGGCGUCGGACGACUCACCUGUUCACACUGUGCCACACAUGCCUCUUUUCCUGCCAGGACGCGUUCUACAUAUUUUGGAAGAUGGCUCCACGCGCAGGUCUUGUAUAUCCCAGGUUCGAUACCGUGCAGAGUGGUCAAACGAAAUGGCAUUCAGGAGCAUUCUGAUCAGCCCCAGGAUGCUAGUGGAUCACAUGCCGGAUGGUGUGCUUCGAGCUCUUGAGAGCCUGACCAGAGACAAGCCCUACUCCCUCUGCCCGUCAUCCUCAAACCACAGCCAGCACAACAUUGUCUGAAUGUACCACACAAGAUUUACAAAGUAAAUACGGCGUUUAGCUUUCUCCACGCGCAUUAUUUCGAUGUCCUACCAUGCUGUUCGUACGCCUAUUGUUUUUUUUAAAAAAAGACUUACCAAGAGACCUUUUGAAAAAAACUCCAUUGUAGUUGUUAUAAGACGAGGAAAUUAUUUUCCUGUUUUUUGGGGGGGGAAUUUUGCACUUUUAAUUAUUUAAUUCUAAUACUGCUUAAUUUUCACAUUUUUUGUCUUACCUUGUGAGGCUUAAUGGCAUGAUCUAUGAAUGUGCUUUGUGUACAAUAUUUGACAGUGAGUAUUUAUCCUAUUUGUAUAAAUGUUUGUGCGCGUAUGUUGUAUCGCUGCACAAGGCCGAACCGCCCAUGCAGAGCCGGCCCUGGGCAUAGGUGAGCUAUGCAGGAGCCUAGGGAGCCAUCAAGUGGAUGGGGCAACAAAUUGUGUGUGGGGG
Molecule: messenger RNA, 3051 nt
Organism: Corythoichthys intestinalis (scribbled pipefish)
Lineage: Eukaryota; Metazoa; Chordata; Actinopteri; Syngnathiformes; Syngnathidae
Gene: daglb
Product: diacylglycerol lipase, beta
Exons: 15
Coding region: 556-2586 (676 amino acids)
Biological process (GO): diacylglycerol catabolic process; neurogenesis; arachidonate metabolic process
Cellular component (GO): plasma membrane; cytoplasm
Molecular function (GO): triacylglycerol lipase activity
Source: RefSeq, a predicted model, not a curated record